Messenger RNA from Hyaena hyaena (striped hyena), 1464 nucleotides. RefSeq names its product G protein-coupled receptor 183 (gene GPR183). Gene Ontology annotation, cellular component: membrane. Gene Ontology annotation, molecular function: G protein-coupled receptor activity; oxysterol binding. The record is from RefSeq and is a predicted model, not a curated record. Lineage: Eukaryota; Metazoa; Chordata; Mammalia; Carnivora; Hyaenidae. The transcript has 2 exons. Gene Ontology annotation, biological process: G protein-coupled receptor signaling pathway. Bases 130 to 1215 code for a protein of 361 amino acids.
CACCACCAUAAAAGGAUGUCUGCAUAAUCUCUCGAGCAACAUGCCAAAGUAACCUACUUCAGUUGGGCAAAUACGGACUGCUCUCACACAGAGCCCCAACAAGUCACUGAGAGACUUUGAACACCCCCGAUGGAUACAAAAAUGGACAACAAUUUUACUACACCCUCUGGAGCAACUGAGGAAAGUGACUGUGACCUCUAUUCACACCACAACACAGCCAGGAUACUAAUGCCUCUACAUUACAGCAUUGUCUUCAUAAUCGGGCUUGUGGGAAACGUGCUUGCCUUGGUUGUUAUUAUUCAAAACAGGAAAAAAAUCAACUCUACCACUCUAUAUUCAACAAAUUUGGUGAUUUCUGAUAUACUUUUUACCACUGCUUUGCCUACACGGAUAGCCUACUACGCAAUGGGCUUUGACUGGAGAAUGGGCGAGGCCCUGUGUAGGGUAACGGCUGUCGUGUUUUAUAUCAAUACAUACGCAGGUGUGAACUUCAUGACCUGCUUGAGCAUUGACCGGUUCUUUGCUGUGGUACACCCUCUGCGAUACAACAAAAUGAAAAGAAUUGAACAUGCAAAAUGCAUUUGCAUAUUUGUCUGGAUCCUAGUAUUCGCUCAAACACUCCCACUACUCAUAAAACCUAUGUCAAAGCAGGAGAAAGAAAGGACUACAUGCAUGGAGUAUCCGAACUUUGAAGAAACAAAAUCUCUUCCCUGGAUUCUGCUUGGUGCAUGUUUCAUAGGAUAUGUGCUCCCUCUCCUAAUCAUUCUCAUCUGCUAUUCUCAAAUCUGUUGCAAACUCUUUAAAACUGCCAAACAAAACCCACUGACUGAGAAAUCUGGUGUAAACAAAAAGGCUCUCAACACAAUUAUUUUUAUAAUUGUUGUGUUUGUUCUCUGUUUCACACCUUACCAUGUUGCAAUUAUUCAACACAUGAUUAAGAAGCUUCGUUUUUCUGAUUUCCUGGAAUGUAGCCAAAAACAUUCAUUCCAGAUUUCUCUGCACUUUACGGUAUGUCUGAUGAACUUCAAUUGCUGCAUGGACCCUUUCAUAUAUUUCUUUGCAUGUAAAGGGUACAAGAGAAAGGUUAUGAAGAUGUUGAAGCGUCAGGUCAGCGUAUCAAUUUCCAGUGCCGUGAAGUCAGCCCCUGAAGAAAACUCACGUGAAAUGACAGAAACUCAAACAAUGAUACAUUCCAAGUCUUUAAAUGGAAAGUAAGAAAGGAAUUAACUCUUGAGUUUAUAGCAAAGUAGACUGUAUGAUGAACUUUGCUGGACAUUUCUUAUAAAGCAAAAUGACUGUUCAACUUCCAGUUAGGAUUCUUGUAAAUUCCUUUCACUGGGCAUGAACUCCUACCUCCCUAUUGGAAGUAAAUGGGUAUAUAUUGUUUUUUACAAUCAAGGAAACAACAUAAAGCAAAGUUCUAAUGUGUAAAUAAAAUACCCUACCAAAAGGAAGCCUAUUUUA